Molecule: messenger RNA, 4759 nt
Organism: Carassius auratus (goldfish)
Lineage: Eukaryota; Metazoa; Chordata; Actinopteri; Cypriniformes; Cyprinidae
Gene: gdf7
Product: growth differentiation factor 7
Exons: 2
Coding region: 308-1585 (425 amino acids)
Biological process (GO): BMP signaling pathway
Cellular component (GO): extracellular region
Molecular function (GO): growth factor activity; cytokine activity
Source: RefSeq, a predicted model, not a curated record
GAAUAAUUAUUUUAAUUUUUUUGUUUAAGCUGAGUCUGUUAACUAUAAUUGUAUUUAUUUAAAAAUGACAAAAUUGCCAAUAAUAUCAGUCCACUACUAGAAUCCUGACUUAAAACCCACAUUACCAAAGGUUGCACAUUACCGCUUGCAAAAAUAUUUCCAAAGGAGGGCGCUAUCUGAACACAGAGCAACAGGCAUUCAGCGUUACUCACAUUCAAGAUAUUAACACUAUCUAAAGAGCAAAGGGGAGUUUCCAAAGUCAUCAAGUCCAUCCAACUUUGCCAUUUUCGGCCAGAGACCACUGAAAAUGACUCCCAAGAAGACUGCCGCUCCCUUCCUAUGGGUUUCUUUUUGCUUUGGGAAUGUUCUUGAGGCAGUGGUGCUGGGAUCGGUGCAGUACCCCUCUGAUAACGGGCUCCACUCACAUCUGGAUGCGCGCGGUCCUGCAGAAGCCAGCGCGAGCUCUCGGAGCGACUUCACAUCUGUUCAUGUUCCGUCUUACAUGAUCUCUCUGUACAGGACUCUAUCGGAACUGGACCGACAGGGAAGCAACGGCAGCCAGACGCGCUCCAGGAGAUAUGCCAAUACAGUGACCAGCUUCAUUGACCUGGGACAAGAUGACCCUUCUCUAAAGUUCCACCAGCAGUACACAUUCGACCUGUCAGGUCUCUCAAGACUGGACGAACUGAUGGAGGUGGAGCUGCGGAUUCUGAGGAGGCCACCACCUGAUGUCUUAAGAUUACUCUCCACUGGUGGGAACCUGUACCGACUACUCCUUCACACCUGCUCCCUCCCGGGAUCCUCUAACCAACCUCUGCUCCUCACUUCCAGGACCAUUGAUCUUCUAGAUACCGCUUCAGCCACAUGGGACGUGUUUGACGUUGGCACAAGCGUGAAGACCCACCUCAAGUUGAUCAGGGCCGCAGAAGGCAGCCGGCCAUUGUGCUUCAGCAUAUCUGCUGUUUCUGAUUCAAAAGAGGAGGUGGUGCAUCCCGGCAUGCUGGGUCUGAGCCAUGAGGAUCAGCAGACCCAUGAAAGGGCCUUACUGGUGGCUUUUACUCGAGCUCGGAGGAAGGAGAACCUCUUUAGGGAGAUCCGUGAGAAGAUAAAGGCCAUGAAAGGUCGUAAAUUUCCUCAUCCUGCACCGGAGCAUGGUAUUAAAGUUCAUCCGAGACAUCGGCGGAGGAGGCGGACCGCACUAGCAGGCCGUUCUGGUGUAGGACACACAACAGGAGGCGGCGGUGGAGGAAAGGGUGGUGGCAGACGGAGAACACGUUGCAGCCGGAAGCCGCUUCACGUGAACUUCAAAGAACUGGGUUGGGACGACUGGAUUAUUGCGCCGCUUGAUUACGAAGCUUAUCACUGUGAGGGUUUGUGUGACUUUCCCUUGCGCUCACACCUGGAACCGACCAACCACGCCAUCAUCCAGACUCUCAUGAACUCCAUGGACCCGGAGUCCACCCCUCCCAGUUGUUGUGUUCCUUCUAAACUCAGUCCCAUCAGCAUCCUGUACAUUGACUCUGGGAAUAACGUGGUUUAUAAACAGUAUGAGGACAUGGUGGUGGAGAGUUGUGGGUGCAGGUAGCAGUGUGAGUGAGGGGUGACCUACCCCUGGACACUAUCCGAAUGCUGCCGCUGCCUCAUAUGCAGAGGCCUCAUACGUGGGCAAGAUGAAGGAGACAGAGCCGGUGAGAUGGACAGUGUGUAAAUGUGUGACAACGAGCAUGUGUGUAUGUUCAGACGGCCACAAGACAUUGAGUUGUGUUUCAAAAGUGAGAGGAGGAUAUGUGUGCCGAACAUCUUCAAGUUCCCUUACAACACCAAAUAAACAACUCCUCAACGGAGAAUAAGUGAAAACAUAGGCUUCAGCAGAAAUUAUUUUACGUCCUGUUAAUAUAAACUCAAUGAUAGAGUGUUGAAGUAUCCUUGCAGCAGCGGUAGAAAUGUUGGUCCCGUUAAGACUCUGUCAGCGGUAGCACGCAACUAUAACAUGUAUAACAGUUAAUGGUGCUUUGCAUGACAGUCAGCUUAUAUUCAAGAUUAAAUAGCUAAGAAGAAUUUCGAUAGUGUCUCUGAAAAUGUUUCUCUGUGAAGUCAGCUGGUCUUAAUUAAAUAUGGCAUUGACUGAGUGAGAGUUUGACUCCAUUCUAAAUCUAAGGGGUCAAAGUUUAGCUUGUUAGCAUUGCCUCAUUAGCCCCUGCUGGUAGAUGUCAUAACUACACCAUGUGCUUGCAAAAAACAUCUUUAUCAACUGACAACCGUUCAAAAUAGCUAUAUUUUAUUUACAUGUUUUACCAGAGCACAGGGCCUUCUUAUACAUGUAAAAUUUACAUUUGUCAUAGCUCAGGAUAGUCACUAGGAAAGGAUUGGGCACUGUGCAUGUGUGGUUUCAUCAGUCCAUCAGCACUGUCAUGAUUUCAUUUUCCUGCAGCUUUGGAGUGAUUAGUCAGUAGAAGUCAACAGUAGGGUGUGUCCUUUUUGGAGCUUUAGAUGCUUCUAGAACCAACAGACCAAUGAAGAAUUAUAAACCAUAACAUUAUUAAGCACAUCAUUUUAUAUUCUUAAAAUAACAUAGUUAAUGCUAAAACUAAAAUGAAGCUAUUUGAUGAGAAUGAGAACCCAGGCGUUUUAUGUUGAUGACACCACAUUUGGUUUCGGUCAGACGAUAGAGCUGCAUUAUAGUACAUGAUGUGUACAAUAUGUGCAAGAUAAAUGACUUCAUUGCAUUGAGCGACCCAAGACCUUAUUUUGUGAAAGGCAUUGUGGAGCCAAAAUCAAAAUGAUUGUUUUGUUUUAUUCUGACACCAGAUUUGGCUGUUUGAAGACUUCAGUGUUCACCUACAUUAUGGAGAGGGUUGGUUUACUUGAGCUGGUAAUUCAAUUAGAUUACUUUAAUGUCAUGUUUUACUAUGGAUUAUCAUACAGUAAAAAUUCACUGUGAUUCCUCAAAUUCUUAAUCUAAAUUGUUUAUUUAUGAAUGACAGCCACAAGGUAAAAAAAAGCCCAUAAUAUAACAUAAACAAAAAGGAAACUAAUUUAUGCCCAAUUUAAAUGGUUCGUCAUUUAUUUACCCUCAUGUCAUCCCAAACCUGAAUAAUAUAUUUUUAGUUGAACAUGAAAGAUGAUGUUCUGAAGAAUGUUCAAACUGUCCAUAGACUUCCAUUGUAUGGACAAAAAAAUAAUAAUAAUAUAUAUUUUAUAUAUAUAUUCCACAGAAGAAAGAAAGUUGGGGUGAAUUAUCUCCUUAAAUUCAUGUUAGUUUAUGUGAAAGUUUUAGAUAUAACUUCUUCUUAAUGGCAUCAGGCCACAAGAACAAAAUGAAAAUAAGCUUCUAGCGUUCAUUAAUCUCAGUGUCAGAGCAGAAAUAUUUGCCUGCUUACUGUUUAUAUAACAUCAACUGUUUCCUCUAUGAAGAAAUACAAAGCAGAUUUUUAAUUCAGAACAGCAAUUGUUUUUCUUUUUUUGACAUUUCUCCAUGGUAAUUCCCCUCAAUCAAUGUUGGUCUCAUUGUAUGGGAAUGAUAAUCACCCAGAUUGUCCACGGUGGCAGUAUGAAAGUUACAUUCCUAAAUCAACAGACCACAGAAGAAUUAGCCAGAGCAUCUGUGCAGUUCAGAACAAUAUAAUGGCACGAAAUCUGAUGAAAACUUCCUGUGUGGUUUUACGGCACAUUACUGUCGUGACCGUUAGUUUACAAGCUUGUUGUUUUGAUUGUUUGUAAGCACUUCUGCAGAAGUAAAUUCAAUUCGCCCUUUCCAAUUAUGUUGAAAACAGUUGCAUCUCUCACGGUAUUUCUCGAUUUCCCAUUCAAAUUGUGCAGAGCUGUUUUUGCUCUGAGGCAAAGUCUUGUUCUGCAGGACUGAACAGGACUGUUUGGAAAGAUAAAGCAAAAAUGAGAUCUUCAACAUCCAUUUCAAACAAAUUGAUUUCAUUUGGCCCGACAAUUCCAAUCGUAUGUUCGCUUGCUCCUUAAUCUAAUUCCUCUCAAGGCAGUUUCUCCAAACAAUCUGAUUCUUUUUAUAAGCAGCCUUUAUUUUAGUAUUGACAUGAUCAUGAUACCACACCUAGCUGGAAAAGAAUAACAUUUGGGGACGCCAUCUUUGGUUCAAGGAGAUAAAGCAGCAUGAAGAGUGCCUUUGCCGCGUCGGUUUUCGGAGGUCUGGAGGUUAUCAGCUUAAGCGCUGCAUGGGUUACCUCAGUUGUGCCUCGCUAUUUGACUAAAGUGAAAAGCCUCAGGAGACAUUAAGUAGAGAAGGAGUUUCAAUUUACUAUGCCAAGUGCUCUCAGAGAAAUGAAUGCAAAGCCUGCAGGACUGUCAUGGUUCAGUUAAGGGGUUUGGCACCCCUGGAAUAUACAUGCUGAUCAGUGCUAAGCAAUGUUAACUUACCUUCACCGACAUCUGUUUUACUUUACUGUACUUAAGCUGGUAAAAUAUAUGUUGCUUAAAAAAAUAUGGAGGGGACCAUAAAGCCGUGACUGAUUUGUUUUAUUAGAACAAAGGGUUCAAAUAUAAGUGUAAAUUAUUGUACACUUGCCAAAGUGCUUUUCCUAAUUUAAUGCAUUUAGUGUAUUUAUCUGGCUAAGAAAAUUAUCAUUUUAUACUACAAAAAAAUGGGAGAAUGUCUUUUUUUGUUAUUGACUUUUUAUUGUAAAUGCACUGUGUAUGUGAGAGUAUGUAUACUGUUAGAUAAGGAAGUGUACAUAAUUCAAAUGUAAAUAUCUGCAAUAUAUUGCUUUCUUUUCUUUUUCUUUUGGAUAUA